AGUAGUAGUUGAAGAAGAAGUGGAAGCGGCAGAAGAAGAGGAUUACCACGGAGUUCAAUGUAGCUGCGCAAGCAAACGGCAAAAACACUCUAAACCUCAAUUCGGGUCUACUUCGACACGUCGAGACACACCUCGAGUGAUGUCAGACUCUGAAGGACGCCGCUCAUCUGUGUCCUCCAUCUCUUUGAUUGAGAUUAAGAGUGAGACUCAUUUAGUGCUCCAAGCUUUUCUACAUCGCUCCCUUUUGAUCCCUCUGAAAGAGAGGCCUGGGAGGGUAGGAGGGGCCUACAAUGAUCACCACAAGUACAGUUCCAACCCAAAAUCAAAAACAAAGGAUGAGCGGAAUUCUCAGGUUGUCACUUCAGGAGAUGAAAAAAGGACUGGAUUCAAAGACCUCAUAAAGCAACUGCCUCAUCGUAAUAGCACACAACGUCCUGCCAAAGACCCUGAAGGCUCACUGGGCAGGAAGAGCAAGACAAAACCAGCACACCUCAAAGACCAAAGCGAAGAUGACACUAUAUCCCCCUCCUCUACAUCAGAAGAGGAUGAAAGUGAAAAGAAACCAAAGAAAAAGCUCAGCCAAAAAAAGAUCAAACAGAAGCUCUCCAAGAUCUUCAGUUUAAGGUUACAGAAGGAUAAGGACAAACAGGAGCGUCCGUCUCAUCCUCAGCGACCUGACACAUUACCAAUUAACAAAAAACUGGAGCCUAGACCAAAUGUCAUCUCUCCCAAUCAUCCUCCUGAGUUCUACAGUGAUGUGGCAGAGAAGCUGGAAAAGAUUGCUCAGAAGUCUACCAGUAUAAAGAGAAAUAGUCCCAAAACACAGCCACCAACAGCAGUAUGUGAUAAAGAAACAAUAGUGCAGGAACUUGUCAAGGUGCUCUCUUCGGAAGGAGAUUCUAUCAAUACUGUGAUCCAAUCAGACCCUUUUCUUCGCUCCAGUUUGACCCGUCUUUCAUAUGCAUCAUUUUCCAAACUCCUGGAUGCUGUGAGCAGCAGUCAGGUAGCUGAAACUCUUUCUCAGCAACCAACAGCCAGUCCUACACUGCAACGGAUGGCUGUCAGCAUGGAGGUAUCACGGCGAAUAGUGACAGCCACGGGAGCUCAGCGGAUGCAAGGCUAUGCAGAGUGCUACAUGGAGAACUUCGUCCCAUGGCUAAAGAGCCAUGGAGGAUGGGAGAAUGCAGUAGCUUUGGAUGAGCAUCUAGAAUAUGACUGAGCAGUGUUGUUGUUUUUUUUUUUUUUUUUUUUUUUUUUUUCUCCUCAACUAAACACAAACUACUGGACCUGACAGGAAAGUGACGAGGAAUAGAGAAACCUUCUCUGCUUUAAUAUGUGGCUUACUUUUUCUUCCAUGGCCUUAUGUAAACGCUCAGUAAUUCUUGAAGCCUUUUGAAUUCUGCUGACAUUAGAAAGUCUUUCCAGGUUUUUGAUUUGCACAAGUCAUUUGUUGUUACUAUUAUAGAUUGUUUUAUAAAAAAGACCCGUCAGUUAAAUUGAGAAUACCUCUAACAUCAGUUUCUGUUCUGUAGUGACUAGUCAAUUUUUGCCUUCUUCCUUUCUGUUCAGUAAAUUGGUAAAAACUCCUACUUGUUUACUUGUUUCUGUGUCCUUAAGACUGAGUCUUAGUAUUUUUAAAAGGAUACAGAAAAACAAGCAAAAUUUCCCUAACACUUUAUUUGUAUUAAAAAACAGUAAAUACCACCACCCACCCUGUACCCAUUUAAGAUUGAAUCUCACUGAAAAAUCUAAUUAACAAUCAAGAACUUUAGUUUCAUGAUUAUCCAGUGAGCUAAAGAAGACCGAGAGCAAGAUUUUAUGUCGUCUUUUCUCAAUUUCCAAAUAUUUACAUUUGCAUUUUAGUCAAAAUUUUGAUUUGUUAGUUCCUACACUGCAUGUCUCACUGCUGGUAUCAUUCUUUCUGUGGAUCUAAUUUACAUGGAAUCACAAGAUGUGGAUUUGUGUAUGUUAGCAAAAGCUAUACAGAGAGGGUAUAAUGUUCAGAGACUGAUAUUUCUAUUGCUAUCGUUUGAUUGACAGGUCUUUAAUCCACAAAAAGAUAAACGCUAAAGUUUUUGAUGUUUUUUUUUUUUUUUUUUGCUAUUUUUUUCCAGUUUGUUUAAUUUUUAAUUGAGUAGGCACAGCCUGUGUUUUUGCAUGAUCCAAAGUCUUUUUGUAUGUCUAUUUUCUAUUUGAGUAGGAACAUUUAAACGCCUCCUGUCUGUAAGUUAUGAGGAAAGAUUCUACAUGUUUGAAUUGCACUAGGUGUAAUAGGGACUGUCCCUUUUUGUUGUUGUUUUUUGUUUUGUUUGUUUGUUUUGUUUGGUUUCACACCAAGAUGAUCCUGGGUUCAAACCCACCAGGAGGAGCCUUUCUGUGUGGAGCAUAUUCUCACUGUGCUCAUCUGUUCUCUCCGGGUAAUCUGGGCUUCCUCAGCCACAGUUGUGAAUCUGUCUCUCGAUAUAACUAAAAUGUGUGUGUGUGUGUGUGUGUGUGUGUGUGUGUGUGUGUGUGUAUAUAAUAUUUUAUUAUUUUUAUUGCAAAUAAUAACCAUUUCUUGUUGAAAGUGGACAAAUUCCUUAGGGAUGUAAGUAUUAACAUGAAUGAACAGGACAUAAUGUAUUAUUCAACCUAAAACCUCAGUAAAGCCACAGUCAUACAGGCCUAAGUGAAUGAUCAGCAAUCCCAAAUUAUUUUAUUGUUCUGCUAAAUAACUAAAAUUAAAAAUGAAAAAAAAAAAAAUCAUUCACUACCUAACUAGCAUUUACUGAUUCCAAGUACAAUUCUCCCAGACCUGUGUGACAAAAAACUGAAACCUCAUGUAAAUUUCUCUGUUCUGUUACAGUGUAAAUUAAAUACAGCUUAGUAUGUAUGUAAUUGUGAGUUUACCUUUUAUGUUUUUAUUGAUUUUUUUUUUUUUUUUUUUUUUUUUUUUUUUUUUUUUGGCAAAGGCACUUUACAUUAUUUU
Oreochromis aureus is the source of this 2968-nucleotide messenger RNA. RefSeq names its product BCL2 like 12 (gene bcl2l12). The record is from RefSeq and is a predicted model, not a curated record. The transcript has 8 exons. NCBI's taxonomy places the organism in Eukaryota, Metazoa, Chordata, Actinopteri, Cichliformes, Cichlidae. Gene Ontology annotation, biological process: regulation of apoptotic process. The coding region runs from base 140 to 1219 and encodes 359 amino acids.